Molecule: messenger RNA, 2835 nt
Organism: Habropoda laboriosa
Lineage: Eukaryota; Metazoa; Arthropoda; Insecta; Hymenoptera; Apidae
Exons: 5
Coding region: 4-2835 (943 amino acids)
Molecular function (GO): protein binding
Source: RefSeq, a predicted model, not a curated record
GCCAUGCGUCUGUUCAAACGUCAGUCCUGUGAUACCAGCCCUCAGCUAGUUUCGGCUACCCCGUUGUCUCAGGAUGGAACUGUAUCUUUGGCCGCAGUGGAUGAAAAUUCCGAUCGAAACAGCAAAGUUUCUCAGAACGAAAUCGAUGGAUUAACUCGAACGUCCAUCAAGGAAAGCGUCAGCGACGUGCAAAAACCGUCUCCGUCGCAGACUUGUGUUUCAAAUCGUAAAGGAAUUUCAACAUGGGGUAGAAAAGUAGGUCGAAGAUGGGAUCAGCUGAAGAGAUCGGACAGCUCUGAAUUGCUGUCGGUUUCGGGCCGAAGGAGACGAUGGAGUCCGAAUCGGAAAGGCAGCACGACAGAUGAGAAAAGAAAUAGUGGCAGCGGGUCGCCGGAAUUAUCAAAACCAAAGAGAAUAUCCAGGGUGGAAUCUCUUCGAAAUUUAUUCAGGAGUAGCGAACGAAGCAGCAGUUUUCUAAACAGCGACGUAUCAGCUAGAAACGUGACGAUACAAGAGGAAGACGUCACCUGCAUCAGUCAUUACCCGAUGGAGAAAGCUCUGAGCGAGGGUGCGAUAAAGAACGCACCCUUUUGCGUUAGUUCAGACGACAGCCAGCUGAAUUCUCGUGGAACGCUUCUCCACGAGAAGAAGAAACAGCUAAGUCGUAGCAUCCAAGACCUCCAAGAGCAGCAACGUGUUCUAGAUUACAUCUUGAAGAACCAGGAUAUACUUAAGACGCAGGAAGGAACAGCUUUCGCGAGGGAAACUCUGGACAAAGUUAGGAGAAGCGAAAGUCCAAAACGACGAGCUAGUCAGUCCACUACGGACGGCGCAAAAAGCAGCGUUUCCACGCAAACCAGAGACUUCUUCAGCAAUCAGAUUAGCAAUAUUAAGAGGAACCUUUUCAAUGUGCGCGCGAGUGCCAGUGAAUGUGACAGAGCCGAUAAUCAAAGACCUUGCCCGACAACCGGACUAGAAGACCUCAUGAGCAAUCUGCGACUAGCCUGCGACGAGAGUGGUUACGACUCCGACAGCACACGAGCUGGAGCUGAUUCUCCGGACAGCGGGAAAUCUGUACCACCUAUGCUAAAACCUCGUAGUUUCUCCAUAACCUCCGACGAUUACCACGGUAUCGACCUAUCGCUACCAGUCAGCACUCCAAAGCAGAGAGACGCGACGACAGAAACGGAAGAGAACGAACCAGGACCUUCCUGCAACGACGACACUGUUAUCAUCAGCAAGAGUCUCCUAAAUGAAUCUGUAACAACUGAUACCACUGUGCUAAGAUCAGACGAAGAAGACACAGACAGCUGCGACGAGGACACGUUCGAAGGAUUCGCGGAGUAUCAAAUGAACUGCGCGUUGGAGCAAGCUAAAUCUAGUAUGAACACGUUAAGAAAAUGUGACACCAGCCUGUCCAAAGGUUCCACGCAAUGUUCCAGCAAUAAAAACUUUGACCAACAGAGAACGUUAUCCAGAAGCACCGAAGUCGCGAGGAUAUCCGAGAAGAGAUCGUUCGCGAAGACGGAGCAAACAACGUUACCCUCGCAGCCCGAUAAAUUGCAGACUUCGCAGAAAGAGACGAAAUCUCAGAUACCGCUGAAGACGCGAAAGCACACGAACUCCAGCAAGUUGAAUUUGCUGGAGAACGCUGCUUCUCCGUGCAAAGACAGUCCACCGGCGUCGAAAAUCUGCGCUACGAUAGUGAGCAGUCCGUUGCAGUACUACAGUCCAAAGAGGUCGAGAUUGAACAUGGAAUCGGACUGUCCUGAAAUCGUGAACGUGAGAAACAAACAGAAGAGAAUGACGCAGAUGAGUAAAAUCGAGCAUCCAGCGCCGCUUCUGCCGACACCGGCUAAGACCCUAGUCCGACGUGAAUUGAAGACGAUGAAGCUGUCCGUGGAUAAAUUCCGAAGUAUCGGGAUCUCCGUGGAAAGAAGAGAAGCUGUCAGACCGUUUUACGUAAUUUCGAAGAUGGACGUGAACGGAGAAGCGGCGAAGUCGAAGUUGUUUCGAAUCGGCGACGAGAUCGUUCGCGUUUGUGGGCGCAGAUUGCGCGGUAUGUCGAUCAUCGAGGCGAGAAAUGCGUUGAAGAACUGUUCUGGGAUCGUAGAGCUGCAGAUAGCUAGGGAACCAACGUUCACCUUUGGAGAGGAAUUAGGCGACACUUGGGGCGAUAUUUUGGUCCGCACUCGAAGCGACUCCGAGGUGUGGACGCUGAAGGAGGAGAAGACGGGUGUUCAAGCUUCCAUGGACAUCGUCACGAGAGAGGAGGAAUCUUCGCAAUGUAAAAUAGUAGGCGCGUUGAUGAAAGACGGGAAGAAUUUGUCCGCGAGCUCGAUGGAGCGGAUAAAGAGCGAAUGUGAUUCUACCUUGAAGAAGCAAUCUGAUCAGAAGAUGACUGGCAUGAGGAAGUUCCACGUGGUGAGGAAACGAGCGAUCAAUCCUGUCUCUUGUCCACGUAGAGCGACUAGUCUGUCGAUGGAUCUGUUGACCAUUACCUUGGAGAAGGGAGCACCGAAGAAGUUAGGCUUCUCUAUAGUCGGUGGAUCGGAUAGCAAUAAAGGAUCGAUGGGGAUCUUCGUGAAAGAUAUCAUGGCUGGCGGCCAAGCGGCUGAAGAAGGGACUUUGAAAGUGGGGGAUGAGAUUCUGGCUAUCAAUGGAAUAUCGAUGGACGGAUUGACGCAUGGAAAGGCGUUGCAAACCUUCAAGGCUGCCAAGGCUGGGAAAAUGGUCCUACACGUGGGUCGUAGGGACCCAACGCACAAACGGUACAUAAUUCAAUCGAAAUCGUACGAUUGUUUGGACAAGUUAACAGAAACUGGGGACGAAUGA